CGUUUACUUUGAUUUCACAAAAGAAUUAGAUGUCGUUGAGUCGAAUGGAAGAACAAAAGGAAUGCAACACGAUCGGAUUACAGUUACAAGAUGGAAGCACGGGAAACCACUUUCAUCGGUUUUAUUUCGUCAAGUUUCGGCCCUCUCCAGAUGAAGUAGAAAAAGACGGUGCUGACAAACAAUAUCAGUUGAUGACGCUUGCUCGAGCUCGUAUAAUGGAAGAAAUAGAUCAACAGAAGGCCGAUCAACAUCAAAUAAACCAGAAAUUAAUGUGGUUCUCGAGUUGCGAUAUGCGUAUAGAAUGGAUGACGAGAGAAAUCAAGAAUCUUGGUGAAGUGGAGCCUCGUUUGCCGGUGAGUUCAGUACCAAGAACAAGAACAACUGGUUUUGUAAGUUUGAACGAUAAAAAAGAUGGUCAAACACCGGAUCGAAAAUGUUGCCAAAAGAGGAUGAUCAAGAAAGAUAGGAUAAAUAUGGAAUAUCUGCAACAAGUUCAAGAAGAGCUUAUGUGUUCGAAGAAAUCAUCGUGUCGUACACAAGAGCUUAACGAUCUGAUCGAGAGCAUGGAGCACAGGAUCCGACAUGUGAACCAGAAUCGGGCAGAUGAAAUGAAAAUGUAUCGUGAAAUAAGAAACGUCAAGGAAACAAGAGAAAUGUACAAUGCAUCAGAACCCGACCCUCCUGGUUAUUGGUACACGAAAGAAAGACUGUCAAAGCAAGAUACAGAUUGGAAUCGUUCCAUGCAACAUAGAAUACACAUUCGACUGGAUGACAUUGAGAGAAUAAAGAGAGAUCUAACGGGACGUAAACAUAGAGUUACGCGACUUAAAUCAGAGUUGGAACGUGUGAGAAAAAGCAUUGGUUCUUUACAGAAGGAGCUUGAAGAUGUUAACUCAAAGAGAAUCAAAGCCUAUAAACGUGCUUACGAGCUUGGAGAACAAAAGAGAGAACUGAAAUCAAGUUACGAUGAGUAUCAAUCGCUCAUAACGUAUGCGAAUAGACUUGCACGAAAAGGGGAUGUUGUGGGACUAAAACAAGUGUGUGAUACACAGAUUGAAGGGUUCAUGAGGCAGUGGAACGAUAGUCAAGCAUUCCGGGCCGAGUACGAGAGAAGGAAGUUGGCGUCGAAGGGUUUAAGAGAUAUCGUUUAAACAUUAUUGAAGUUUGAUGCCUUUUACUUGUUUUGGAAUGCUACCUUUUGUUCAUUUAUAUGUUCGUGUUUGUUUACUUGUUCAGUUAAAGUUACACGAACAAACAUAAACAAUCCUUCGUUCUUGUUUGUUUAUAGCUUCCACUCUGUAGAUACGUUAAACUUAUAAGUUAUAGACUUGUGCCAAACUUUAUCGAAUCGAAAGUUUUGAACGAACUUGUGGAAACAUAAUUAG
Molecule: messenger RNA, 1385 nt
Organism: Cynara cardunculus var. scolymus (artichoke)
Lineage: Eukaryota; Viridiplantae; Streptophyta; Magnoliopsida; Asterales; Asteraceae
Product: proton pump-interactor 1-like
Exons: 6
Coding region: 30-1151 (373 amino acids)
Source: RefSeq, a predicted model, not a curated record